Molecule: messenger RNA, 1659 nt
Organism: Solea solea (common sole)
Lineage: Eukaryota; Metazoa; Chordata; Actinopteri; Pleuronectiformes; Soleidae
Gene: ppp1r42
Product: protein phosphatase 1, regulatory subunit 42
Exons: 8
Coding region: 654-1538 (294 amino acids)
Molecular function (GO): protein binding
Source: RefSeq, a predicted model, not a curated record
CCCAUGACUUCCGGUGUCACGCACGCGCUGCCGUGGUUUCCGUGGUAACAGUGUCGGCGGUGCCCUCAAACAAAAACAGACUCACGGUUUCGCUUUACAGCGACGUGGAAACCGUUUCAUAAUCUACCAUCGAUAUACAGUUAUGAUAACCACUGGAUCCUCUCUGAAGCAUCACUUGUGAGCAGAGGUGGAAAGAAAGAGUACGGGGAUAUUCUACUCAAGUAAAAGUUCCACUAUUUUACUGAAGUACAAGUAAAAGUACUGGUCUAAUAAUGUACUCAAGUUCAAGUAAUUAAAGUUACGUAGUUACUUUUUUUCUUUCUUGUGUGGGCACACAUCUCACAUGAAUUGUUUUUAAUUAAAGGCAAACCUUUGCAAAUUAAACUGCUGACAAAAUUAAAAUAUGUAAACAUAUAAUGUAUCAGUCAACGUGGGUCAAAGGUCACAAAUAUCACUCAUUCAGGGACCUAAAUUAACGCCAAUUCACCCGUCACCAUUCAUUCACCCGUGCUCAUCAUUAAAAGACAUACUUAAGUAAAACUAAAAUUACAACAAUUUUAACUUUAUAGUCAUUUGUUCAAGCACACAAAAAAACGUGAGUAAAUGUAACUCAUUACUUUCCACCUCUGCUCGUGAGUGCGUGACUUGGCACCAUGGCGUGUCUGAACGCAGAUCUGAUUGCUAAAUCCGUAAACCGCCUCAGAAAGAAAAGAGGCCUCUCUUACGCAGAGUUCCUCAGGACACUUACACACCUUCACUUCUCCAACAAGAACAUCGAAGACAUUGGUGACAUCUCCAUGUGCAGGAACCUCACCGUGCUUUACCUGUACGACAAUCACAUCACGCAGAUCUGUAACCUCGGCUUUGCCUCCAACCUCACGCAUCUUUACAUGCAAAAUAACAACAUCACCCGUGUGGAGAAUCUCUCUAACCUGCAGAUGCUCUCCAAACUGUAUCUCGGUGGAAACAGGAUCACGGUGGUGGAGGGUUUGGAGCAGCUCAGUGAACUCCAGGAGCUUCAUCUGGAGAAUCAGAGGCUGGCACCAGGGGAGACGUUGCUCUUUGACCCCAGGACUCUCCUCUCACUCGCUAAGUCCCUGUGUGUGCUGAAUAUCAAUAACAACAACAUCGAUGAUGUCAGGGACCUGGCCGUGCUGCAGGACCUGCAGCAUUUUUCGGCCGCGGACAAUAAAUUGCACAAUACGGAGGAGUUAGAGGGUGUGUUUGGCCUCUGGCCUCAGCUGCUGCACAUGGAUCUGAGAGGAAAUCCUGCGUGUAAAACACCAAAGUACAGAGACCGACUGAUUACUGCGUGCAAGAGUCUCGAGGUUCUCGAUGGGAGGGAAAUUAAUGAGUUAACCAGACAGUUCCUUAUUAACUGGAAGGCAUCCAAAGAGGCCAAGAUGAAAAGAAACAACACUGGCGCGUUGAUCCCUUAUCCUUUAACAAACGACUUGAACCGGGUUCAGGGUCUCACGUCCACAGCCGUGCAGCGGAGGAAGAAGCCACAGCCAUCGUUUCACACAGAUCUCGGUUAGAAAAAAUGUGAGUUCACAUUAUUUUAUGACUCACUCACUGUGGUUUUGUUGUUUACGUUGGUGCAGUUUGAUUCAGAGUCUUGUUUCACUUCCCCCCGAAAAAUAAAGACACAUUACAAUA